AGAUCCAGUGUGCGUGGAAGGAAAGGACAUCGCUUCCGUGUUUUUUUCUUCUGCUUCUCUCUCUGUGGAGAAAGAGAGUGUCAAUCCGGUCAAGACCACAUACCUCUCACUGUUAAACAGUGAAACCCUAAUUUAGCCUUCUUGCUCAGGGAUCGUCGUCGUCUUUAUCGGCCAUGGCCUACAACGAACGUGACAGCUUCGUCUACCUCGCUAAGCUCUCCGAGCAGGCUGAGCGCUACGAUGAGAUGGUGGAUGCAAUGAAGAAGGUUGCAAAGCUUGAUGUCGAACUGACUGUUGAAGAGAGGAACUUGCUCUCUGUUGGAUACAAGAAUGUGAUUGGGGCUCGCAGGGCCUCGUGGAGGAUCCUCUCCUCCAUAGAGCAGAAGGAAGAAGCGAAAGGGAACGAGGUGAAUUCAAAGAGGAUCAAGGAGUACAGGCAAAAGGUUGAAGCAGAACUCACGAACAUUUGCAGUGAUAUUAUGACAGUGGUUGAUGAACAUCUCAUCCCUUCUGCCUCUCCUGGUGAAUCAACAGUCUUCUUCUACAAGAUGAAGGGAGAUUACUACCGUUAUCUCGCUGAAUUCAAGUCUGGCAAUGAGAAGAAAGAGGCAGCUGAUAAUUCAAUGAAAGCAUAUGAGACAGCUACAACUGCUGCAGAGGCUGAAUUGCCUCCUACACAUCCCAUUCGGCUGGGCUUGGCUUUGAAUUUCUCUGUAUUCUAUUAUGAGAUAAUGAAUUCGCCUGAAAGGGCAUGCCACCUUGCCAAGCAAGCAUUUGAUGAAGCAAUCGUUGAGCUUGACAACCUCAACGAGGAUUCGUACAAAGAUAGCACCUUAAUUAUGCAGCUUCUUAGGGACAACCUCACCUUGUGGACUUCUGACAUCCCGGAGGAUGGAGAAGAUGCCCAGAAGACAAACGGCAUUGCAAAGGUUGGUGCGGGAGAGGAUGCUGAGUGAAGCAGAUAUGGCCUGGGAACUACCAGACUGUCCAGGGAAACGAGGGCCUAGUGGGACCUGAUAGUCUGUCUUGGUUUUAGUUGAAGAUAGAGUUCACUUGGGUUUCUUUUGCUUUAUGUUUUCAUUUCUUAAGUACCAGACUUUGUUAUGCGUUCUCAUAGCUUGUAUGUCUGAACAUUGUUGGUGCUAUCAAGAGUCAUUCCUGUUAUGGUGGAUGGAUUGUAGAGCAUUGGCAUGAUUGCUAAGGGGUCGUUCACACUUCAUACUUUGAGAUGUAAAUGACACAGCCGUUGAGGAGGAAUUCCGUCGGUCCGGUUUUCCUCCUUGAUUGAUACCCGAGUCUCGUAUUAUUUGCUUAUUUCUUCUUUCUCCA
Messenger RNA from Tripterygium wilfordii, 1329 nucleotides. RefSeq names its product 14-3-3-like protein D. Gene Ontology annotation, biological process: signal transduction. The record is from RefSeq and is a predicted model, not a curated record. The transcript is spliced from 7 exons. NCBI's taxonomy places the organism in Eukaryota, Viridiplantae, Streptophyta, Magnoliopsida, Celastrales, Celastraceae. The coding region runs from base 174 to 956 and encodes 260 amino acids. Gene Ontology annotation, cellular component: cytoplasm.